Molecule: messenger RNA, 1158 nt
Organism: Hevea brasiliensis (rubber tree)
Lineage: Eukaryota; Viridiplantae; Streptophyta; Magnoliopsida; Malpighiales; Euphorbiaceae
Product: probable 2-oxoglutarate-dependent dioxygenase AOP1
Exons: 3
Coding region: 31-984 (317 amino acids)
Molecular function (GO): dioxygenase activity
Source: RefSeq, a predicted model, not a curated record
ACCAGCAGCUAGUAAAGGUCAGAUAAAAAUAUGGGUCCUCUAUCAUCACCUCUCAGGCUUCCUGUCAUAGAUUUUUCCAAGGAAAAUUUGAGGCCUGGAACAAGCUCCUGGGCCUCCACUUGCAAGGAGGUCAUUCAGGCACUAGAGGAAUAUGGCUGCUUUGAGGCAGUGUAUGAUAAAGUUCCUCUUGAACUUCACAAAACCUUCUUUAAUUUAUUGGAAGAACUGUAUGAUCUUCCCCUUGAGAUCAAAAGGAAAAAUGUUUCAGAUAUACCCUAUCAUGGGUAUGUUGGAAACCAACCCUUUACUCCAUCUGUCUAUCAAGGAAUGGGCAUCAAUAAUGCUGCAACCCUGGAAGGAACUCAAGACUUCACAAAUGCCAUUUGGCCUAAUGGAAAUGAUGAUUUCUGCAAAACUGCGCUCCAUUACUCAAAAUUGAUAGCAGAAUUAGAGCAAAUGGUGAUGAAAAUGGUGUUUGAAAGCUAUGGAGUAGUGCAGUCCCAUGAGGACCAUCAAGAAUCGAUUACUUACCUAUUUCGAAUGAUGAAAUAUAGAGUACCUGAGAAGGAUGAAGAUGAUGUUGGCGUUCCCAUUCACACAGACAAAUGCUUCAUAGCCGCAUUACAUCAAAAUGAAGUCAGUGGUUUGGAGUUGAGGACAAAAGAUGGUCAAUGGAUUGUCUUUGAGCCAUCUUCGCCUUCAUCCUUCGUAGUUAAUGCCGGCGAUGCACUAAUGGCAUGGAGCAAUGACAGAAUUCAUGCUCCUCUUCACCGAGUGGUGAUGAGAGGAAGCAAAGCAAAAGCAAGGUACUCAGUUGGUAUAUUUUCCUUCCACAAAGGUAUAAUCCAGGUUCCAGAAGAGCUAGUUGAUGAGCAGCAUCCUCUACGCUUUAAGCCUUUUAAUAACUUUGAUCUGUUGCGUUACUACACCACCAAAGAGGGUCAGGCACAGGAGAAUACUCUAAAAGCCUAUUGUGGAAUUUAAGCCGAAGCCUUCUCUUUCCUCUCUUUACUCUGGGAGUUUCCUCUAUGUGAAAAUCCAUGAAUAAAAUUUCCCAUCUCAGAUCGUCUUGUGUAAAAUAGUUUUCAAAUAAUCAAAAGAAUAAAUAAGUAAAUAAAAUAAAAAUGGUGUUGUUCACCAUAUACAUAUUGCUUGUUA